Molecule: messenger RNA, 1258 nt
Organism: Acyrthosiphon pisum (pea aphid)
Lineage: Eukaryota; Metazoa; Arthropoda; Insecta; Hemiptera; Aphididae
Gene: Coq4
Product: Coenzyme Q4
Exons: 6
Coding region: 177-926 (249 amino acids)
Biological process (GO): ubiquinone biosynthetic process
Cellular component (GO): mitochondrial inner membrane; mitochondrion
Source: RefSeq, a predicted model, not a curated record
CAUAUUGAAUAUUGAAUAAUUAAAUAAUAAUCAAUAAAAUUACAAAUUAAAGUAGUAUUUAAAUUGAACACUAAGAAAUUGUCAUCUAUUAAUUAUAAAUAAUUAUUUUAUGAUAGUUACAACGAAUAAAAAAUCAAUAUUAAAAUUUUUUAGAGUUCACUGUAUUUAAAUUUAAAAUGUUGAAAAAAAGUAUUGUUUUAAAUUACCAAGUACACCGACGUGUGUCUGAUUUUGUAACCCAAUAUAAUGAAAAUCAUAUACCAACCACACCGCUCCAAAAGUUAUUAUUAUCAAUCGGUUCUGCUACUGUUUCAUUGUUUGAUCCUCGAAGAGCAGAUAUGAUUGCCACUAUGGGAGAAACUACUGGAACAUCUGCGUUGAAAUAUAUGAGAGAUAAAAUGAUUAAUAAUCCUGAAGGCAACGAAAUAUUACAGUUACAACCACAAAUUAACACUUCAACAGUUGAUCUUGGAAAAUUAAAAUAUAUGCCAGAAAAUACUCUCGGAUAUGCUUACUUUAAAUUUUUAGAUCAUAAUAAAGUAACACCAGAUUCCCGGGGAUCAGUACAAUUCAUUGAUGACAUUCAAUUAGCAUAUGUCAUGCAGAGAUAUAGAGAAGUACAUGAUUUAUUUCAUACGGUGUUGGGAAUGCCUACAAAUAUGUUGGGAGAAGUAACAGUAAAAUGGGUUGAAGCAUUUCAGACCAAGUUACCAAUGACUUUAAGUGGAGGUCUUUUUGGAGCUGUACGACUUAAACCAAAGCAAAGAGAACAGUAUGUAAAACAUUAUUUACCAUGGGCUAUUCAAACAGGACAAAACAGUAAUUUUAUGUUAAAUAUUUAUUUUGAAAAAAGAUGGGAUCAACCAAUAGAAGAACUACAAAAGGAAUUAAAUAUAAAACCUUUAGAAAUAAUUGAUUUAAAAUAAAAAUUGUUUCUAUGUGUAAGUAGUGUUAACAUCUUGUUUUGUAUUUUCUUCUUGCUUAGUAUACAUUUAUUCAUAUAACUUAAUCAACAUUUGGGGCAAAUACAAAUUCUGUAAAAUAAAAUAAAUAUUAAUUUAAUUAAAAGUUAAAUGAUAAUGUUAUAGUUGCACUGACCAUUUUGACCUUCAAAUGUUUUAGGUUGGAGUUGGGCCAUAGGAAUUUGUUCUGUUUUUGUUGAUUUUAUAGUAUUAGAAAUAAGUUGAAGUUUGAGAGACUCAUACUUAGACUAAAAUAUUAAAAAUAAUUCCAUAAUAAACUAAUAUUUUUAUAUUGA